This is a messenger RNA of Fusarium sp. VM40, 1350 nucleotides long. The record is from the annotation of a GenBank genome assembly. NCBI's taxonomy places the organism in Eukaryota, Fungi, Ascomycota, Sordariomycetes, Hypocreales, Nectriaceae.
AUGAAAUCUCGUGCUCUGCGUCAAGCCGCUCUGCGGAGGGCUACCCUUUCAAGGCCAUGUACGACACCCCGUGCUAUUCGAUCGGCCAGCAGUGUAUCGCAGCGACCUAAUUCCAAUUUCGUCUCUUUUCCUGGUGCAUUGAAAAGUUCAUUCACAAGCUCACUCAAAUUCGAAAACCCCGAGUCAUAUCCUGCGUUAUCCACAUAUCGCGUUGUAGAUCAACAUGGAGUGGUGGUGGACGAAGCAUUUAAGCCUGAUAUCUCGGAUGAGGAAGUCAUUCGCCUAUACAAAGACAUGUUGUUCAUCUCAAUCAUGGACCUCAUUAUGUUCGACGCGCAAAGACAAGGCCGACUGAGCUUUUACAUGGUGAGCGCAGGCGAGGAGGCUGUUAGUAUUGGCAGUUCAAGUGUGCUGGACCCAGAGGAUGUCAUGUUCUGUCAAUACCGAGAGCAGGGUGUAUUCAAGGAGCGAGGUUUCACAGCAACAGACUUUAUGAGUCAAUUGUUUGGCAAUGUGCGGGAUCCAAGCCGAGGACGAAGUAUGCCCGUCCAUUACGGAAGUAAAGAGCUACAUAUUCAUUCUAUCUCAUCACCGUUAGCAACACAACUCCCUCAGGCUUCGGGUGCCGCCUAUGCCCUGAAGAUGCAAAAGCUCCAAGAUCCCAGUUCCAAAGCUCGUGUCGUAGCGGCUUACUUUGGUGAGGGUGCAGCAAGCGAAGGAGACUUCCAUGCCGCUCUCAACAUUGCGGCUACGCGAUCAUGCCCUGUUAUCUUCAUCUGCCGAAACAACGGUUACGCCAUCUCAACACCUACACUGGACCAAUACCGUGGCGAUGGCAUUGCCAGCCGUGGUAUCGGUUACGGUAUCGAUACCAUUCGUGUAGACGGCAAUGACAUCUGGGCCGUCAGAGAAGCCACAAAGAAGGCACGUGAGAUGGCUCUUGAAGAUGGCGGCAAACCAGUUCUCAUUGAGGCCAUGACCUACCGUGUCUCCCAUCAUAGCACAUCCGACGACUCGUUCGCCUACCGUGCACGUGUAGAAGUGGAGGAUUGGAAGCGCCGCGACAACCCCAUUACACGACUGCGCAAGUGGAUGGAGGCUAAGGGGAUCUGGGACGAGGCUACAGAGAAAGAGGCCCGAAGCGAUCUACGCAAGGAGAUCCUCAAGGCGUUUAGUGAGGCGGAGCGGGAGAAGAAGCCUCCGAUUCGAGGCAUGUUUGAAGAUAUCUACGAGGAGCUCACGGAUGAUCUAAAGGCACAGAUGAAGGAGCUCAAGGGAAUGUUGGAUAAAUAUCCUGAGGAGUAUGAUGUUGCCGAGUUUGAGGGUGGUAAGGAUAGUUUGAAGCCAUAA